ACCAUCAAACACAGACAUUGAACUCAUCUGUGUUUCGUGGCUUUACCUACACUGUCCUACUCUCAGCCAACAUGACUCGUGUCAGCGAUCUCCCACACCUACUGCCAGCUGUGCUCAUAUGGUUAAUGCAUUUUAAGUGUUGCUUAUCUCAACAUGAAGAGAACCAAACUAUCAUUAUCUACCGUGACAACAUCUCCAUCAUGAACAACUCGGACUAUAACAUCUCCAUGAACUACUCGGACUAUAACAUCUCCGGAUUUGAUUAUGACGACUUUCCUGUGCUCUGUGUGAAAGAAUUGAACCGUAAGUUCCGCCUGUGGUUCAUGCCUACCUUCUACUCCAUCAUCUGCUUCCUGGGGCUGGCAGGAAACCUGCUGGUCAUCCUCACCUUCUUCUACUUCAAACGUCUUAAGACCAUGACGGAUGUGUACCUGCUCAACCUGUCCUUUGCAGACCUGCUCUUUGCCCUGUCGCUCCCCUUUUGGGCAGCCAACUCCAUGACAGAAUGGAAACUGGGCCUGUUGGUGUGCAAAGCCAUGCACACAAUCUACAAGGUCAGCUUCUACAGCAGCAUGUUCAUUCUCUCAUUCAUCAGCGUGGAGCGCUACUUCGUCAUCGCCAAGGCUGUCUCCGCUCACCGCUACCGCUCCCAAGCAGUGUUUCUCAGCAAGGUGUCAUCAGUGGCCAUCUGGGUGAUGGCACUGAUCUUCUCCAUACCAGAAAUGAAGUACACCACAAUCAAUAACAACACCUGCACCCCUUACUCCAGCACUUCUGACAAGCGCCGUGUCAGCAUCCAGGCGAGUCAGAUUGUUUUGGCUUUUGCCCUCCCGCUCCUGGUCAUGAGCAUCUGCUACAGCGGCAUUGUCCAGACCCUUUGCCAGUCUCGUAGCUUUGAACGCAAUAGGGCCAUCAAGGUGAUUCUCGCUGUGGUAGCGGUCUUCCUGGUCUGUCAAAUGCCUUAUAACCUGGUCUUAUUUUUGAGCACAGUGGUCACAGCCAAAGGAGGAACCAUAGACUGCCAAUUCGAGAACAAUCUCCUCUAUGCCACCGAUGUCACCCAGUGUUUGGCCUUCCUGAGGUGCUGCCUGAACCCUUUCGUCUACGCCUUUAUCGGUGUAAAGUUUCGUCAUGACCUCCUGAAGCUACUGAAGGACUUGGGUUGCAUGAGCCACGAGAUGUUCUUCAAGUAUACCUUGGGAGGAGGCAGGAGAAAGAGCUCAUUGGCCACCGACACCGAGACCACCACCACAUUCUCUCCAUAAUGUGGUUUCAGUAUGGACGACCUCCUACAACCCCACCUGCAGACCACACACAGACUGCGGAACACUGGAUGGAUCAAAGUCUCAUGUAAAAAGAUGUACAUAGCAGAGGUGAUCAUAAAUGACAAUUUUGUGUUUUGUUGUUUUUGUCCUUUUUUUUGUGUUUAUCCUUGUCAGUUAAGCCCAAACAAGGCUUUUGGUUAUUUGUUGUGUUGGCAACAGUGUACAUUAUUUCAAGAAAUUCACGGUGUUAAUGAAAAAAACUUUCUGACUCGACCAUUUGAAGAGCAACAAAUCAUGUACAUUAAACUAACUGAACAAACCAG
Molecule: messenger RNA, 1588 nt
Organism: Perca flavescens (yellow perch)
Lineage: Eukaryota; Metazoa; Chordata; Actinopteri; Perciformes; Percidae
Gene: ccr7
Product: chemokine (C-C motif) receptor 7
Exons: 3
Coding region: 72-1265 (397 amino acids)
Biological process (GO): positive regulation of cytosolic calcium ion concentration; G protein-coupled receptor signaling pathway; calcium-mediated signaling
Cellular component (GO): external side of plasma membrane; membrane
Molecular function (GO): chemokine (C-C motif) ligand 19 binding; C-C motif chemokine 19 receptor activity; chemokine (C-C motif) ligand 21 binding
Source: RefSeq, a predicted model, not a curated record